GGACACCAUGCCAUUUACCAUCGAGGAAAGCAACAUUUCCCAACACUAAAUCGGUCCCUGAAGUGAGCAGCCAUGAACACGGUAUUCGCCGUUCUUCUGGUGUUUGUCGGCUGCUGCUCCAAUGUGGUUUCCCUGGAGCUGCUGGUCAGGGACUUCCCAGGAUGCGGUAACAUUGUGACGUUUGCGCAGUUUGUGUUCAUCGCUUUGGAGGGAUUCAUUUUUGAAGCCCGCUGCGGCAGGAAGAAGCCGGUCAUCCCCGUCAGUAACUACGCCAUCAUGGUGAGCAUGUUCUUCACAGUCAGCGUCAUCAACAACUACGCUCUCAACUUCAACAUCGCCAUGCCGCUGCACAUGAUCUUCAGAUCCGGGUCCCUCAUCGCCAACAUGGUCCUGGGGGUCAUGCUUCUGAAGAAAAGAUAUUCACCCAGCAAAUAUUUAUCCAUCGCUCUAGUUUCAUGCGGCAUCUUCAUCUGCACCAUCAUGUCAGCCAAGCAAGUGAACGUGGCCAGGGACGGGUCUGAGGAACAAGGCUUCUACCCUGUCAUUCGCUGGCUGGUGGGAAUCGGCAUGUUGACCUUCGCUUUGAUCAUGUCGGCCAGGAUGGGAAUUUUCCAGGAGACUCUGUACAAGAAGUAUGGGAAGCAUUCCAAGGAAGCUCUCUUUUAUAAUCACUUCCUGCCUCUGCCGGGCUUCCUGCUGCUGUUCUCGGACAUCUAUGAGCACUGCGUCCACUUCAGUCAAAGCCCUCCGGUUCUUCUUCCGCUUGUCGAGCUGAGGGUUCCAAGCAUGUGGUUCUACCUGCUCAUCAACGUCAUCACGCAGUACGUGUGUAUCCGCGGCGUCUUCAUCCUGACCACCGAGUGCGCCUCCCUCACAGUCACCCUGGUGGUGACGCUGAGGAAGUUCCUCAGCCUCAUCUUCUCCAUCAUUUACUUCCAGAACCCGUUCACCAUGCUGCACUGGGCGGGCACCGCCUUGGUCUUCGUGGGCACGCUGCUCUACACCGAGGUGUGGAACCUGCGGGCGGCGCCGCCGCCUCAUCCCGACACCAUAAAGAAGGCCCGGUGAGGACGCGUGGCGUCGACUUUUUAAUGCACAACCUGAGCAAAGACGGGUCUUUUGAAAAUAUGAAUAUUGUUGCUCGUCUUCAGUAAACAUCACAUUCGUGUU
Messenger RNA from Doryrhamphus excisus (bluestripe pipefish), 1170 nucleotides. It is a transcript of the gene slc35b4, whose product is annotated as solute carrier family 35 member B4. Gene Ontology annotation, biological process: UDP-N-acetylglucosamine transmembrane transport. Gene Ontology annotation, cellular component: endoplasmic reticulum membrane; Golgi membrane. The record is from RefSeq and is a predicted model, not a curated record. Gene Ontology annotation, molecular function: UDP-N-acetylglucosamine transmembrane transporter activity; UDP-xylose transmembrane transporter activity. NCBI's taxonomy places the organism in Eukaryota, Metazoa, Chordata, Actinopteri, Syngnathiformes, Syngnathidae.